GUGACUCGGGGAAGAUGGCCGCGCUGACGGCGGAGGUCUUUGCAGCUCUCCAGAGCCUGCUGAAGGCCUCCUCGAAAGAUGUUGUCAGACAGCUGUGCCAAGAGAGCUUUUCCAGUUCAGCCCUUGGCUCGAAAAAGCUCUUGGAUGUUACGUGUUCCAGCUUGUCUGUGACCCAGGAGGAGGCAGAACAACUGCUCCAGGCUCUGCACCGCCUUACCAGGCUAGUGGUGUUCCGUGACCUGUCCUCCGCCGAGGCGAUUCUGGCCCUCUUUCCUGAAAAUUUCCACCAAAACCUCAAAAACCUGCUGACAAAAAUCAUCCUAGAACACGUAUCUACUUGGAGAGCUGAAGCCCAAACAAAUCAGAUCUCUCUGCCGCGCCUGGUCGACCUGGACUGGAGGGUGGACAUCAGAACCUCCUCAGACAGCAUCAGCCGCAUGGCCGUCCCGACCUGCCUGCUCCAGAUGAAGAUCCAGGAAGAUGCCAGUCUGUGUGGGGAGCAGCCCUCCAUGUCAGCUGUCACUGUGGAGCUGAGUAAGGAGACCCUGGACACGAUGUUAGACGGGCUGGGCCGCAUCCGGGACCAGCUCUCCGCUGUGGCCAGCAAGUGACGCGGCCAGCCAGCCCCCAGCACACGCCGUCCCCGCAGGCAGCGGUGGGGACGUGGGGGCUGCCAUCCAGAAGGCGCGGUUGGACCAGGCGGAAGCAGUCAGGCCCACGCGCUGCUUUUUCCUCUUUCCGAAGUUGGAGCAGAAGCUGCUGUCUUGCGAGGCUCCUGUGUGGGACUUCAUGACCCUUGUGGCAGCAGGAGGGAGCGUUUGCUUGGUCAGCCGCCUCCGCCUGGCUGAUCGGAAAAUUCAGGCCCAAAUUGCGGCGCUCGUCUUAAUAAGUUCCUUUCGCUCUGAUGAGCUCAUUUCCAGCUCUGGAAUGCACGCAGGGAGUCAGGUGGGUGACGCCAGCAGUCCUGCUUCUCUGUCACAGAAGCCAGGCGGAUCCCACAGGGCAGGGCCCCCUCUGCUUGCCUGCCUGCCCCGAGUCCGGAGCCUUCCCGAGCUCCCUCAGCCCUGCUGGACCACCUGGCAGCGUAGGAAGUCUGAAAUGGGAACUCAUUUCCUUCUCCAUGGAGCCAGAGGCCCCUUCCUUGAUGUAAUGCAGCCACUCAGGGUGAAGAAGUAGGAGUGAUUGGAAAUAAAUAAGUUCUAAAAACUUCA
This is a messenger RNA of Eubalaena glacialis (North Atlantic right whale), 1211 nucleotides long. It is a transcript of the gene COMMD9, whose product is annotated as COMM domain containing 9. Bases 15 to 611 code for a protein of 198 amino acids. NCBI's taxonomy places the organism in Eukaryota, Metazoa, Chordata, Mammalia, Artiodactyla, Balaenidae. The record is from RefSeq and is a predicted model, not a curated record. The transcript has 6 exons.